Messenger RNA from Sclerotinia borealis F-4128, 1572 nucleotides. Lineage: Eukaryota; Fungi; Ascomycota; Leotiomycetes; Helotiales; Sclerotiniaceae. The record is from the annotation of a GenBank genome assembly.
AUGGACGAGCAAAACGAUUCCAAGUCAUCAUGGCUAUCAAAAGUCUUCCAACGUCCAGCCAAUACCUCACCAAUACUCACUCCUCCAAACGAGCAUUCUUCACUCCUGCACCAAUCUCCCAAUGAAAGAGAAACAUACGAGUUCGAAGAAGACGACACAACUCCCGCCCAAAGAUGGCUCUCCGAAUUCCUCCUCUUAUCACGAGGUUCCAUUCCCGUUAUCCUCGCAUAUGCAUUACAGAAUUCCCUCCAAACGAUCUCAGUCUUGAUAGUCGGACGACUGAGCCCUGAAGCUCUGGCGACUGCGGCUUUCAGUUACAUGUUUGCUAUGUCUACGGCAUGGCUUAUUGCGCUUGGUGGAACUACCGCUUUAGAUACAUUGGCAUCAUCAUCAUUUACUGGAAGCAAGAAUCCACACGAUUUGGGAAUAUUGUUACAACGGGGUUUCUUGAUUCUAACGGCUUUCUAUAUACCAGUUGCUAUAUUAUGGGCAUGUUCUGCACCGGUGUUUAGGUUAUUGGGGCAAGAAGAAUAUAUGUGUGUGGAUAGUGCUAGAUUUUUGACGGCUUUGAUACCGGGCGGACUGGGAUAUAUUUAUUUCGAAGCUAUGAAGAAAUAUUUACAAGCACAAGAAAUCAUGCGUCCAGGCACCUACGUGCUUCUAAUAACCUCGCCCAUCUCUGCCGGUCUUAACUAUUUCUUCAUCCACACCUUCGACUUCGGUCUCAUUGGCGCACCCCUCGCAACAGGUCUCUCUUAUUGGCUUUCCUUCCUCCUCCUAGUCCUCUACUCUCGCUUUAUAUCCGGGUAUCAAUGUUGGGGGGGUUUCACCACGCAAUCACUCUACAACCUUGGGACAUUCUCUCGUCUUGCUUUUCUCGGUGUUAUUCAUGUUGGUACCGAAUGGUGGGCCUUUGAAAUUGUUGCCUUGGCUGCCGGUAGGUUAGGUACGAUACCAUUAGCUGCCCAAAGUGUUAUUAUGACGACAGAUCAAGUGAUGAAUACGAUACCCUUUGGUAUUGGUGUAGCAACCAGUGCACGAGUUGGGAAUUUGUUAGGAGCGAGAAAUGCAAAGGGAGCGGCUAGAGCGGCCAAUGUGGCGGCUUGGUUGAGUAUGGUGAUGGGCUUGUUGGUUUUGAUUAUUCUUAUGAGCGUAAAGGAUUUCUAUGCGCGGAUUUUCAAUGAUGAUUUGAGGGUUAUCAAAUUAACGGCGGAAGUCAUGCCGUAUGUGGCAUUAUUUCAGAUAGCGGAUGGAUUGAAUGGGAGUUGUGGGGGGAGUCUAAGGGGUAUGGGUAGACAACAUGUAGGAGCUGCAGUUAAUAUCGUUAGCUAUUAUUGUGGUGCGUUGCCAUUGGGGAUAUGGUUAGCGUUUCAUGGAUGGGGCUUGGGGGGGUUGUGGGUGGGUCAGUGUAUUGCGCUUUAUAUUGUGGGUGCGUUGGAGUGGGUUAUUGUUGCUUGGAGUGAUUGGGAGGGAGAGGUGAAAAAAGCGUUUGGGAGGAUGGAGGUGGGAGAGAGGGUUGAGGUGGGAGGGAUAGAUGCAAGAGAGGAGGUCAAUGGGAGUUUGUCAUUGUGA